AUGAACGGACCAAUAACUCGUCCUCGCGUGUAUGUACCCAACAGCGUCAGAAGAGCCGUGCCAAGGGUAAAAAGAAAUGCCGAGUUCUUACCGCAACACGACCGAACCAAUGGUCUCUUCAUAUGUACGCGCAAUAUUUCUAAACGAACAAGGAUCACACAAGAGCCCGUGUCAGAACAACAGUGGGCACGGUGGCAAGGAUCACAGAUGCGAGACAAGCUGAAAAUGCUCUACCGCAGCUCUAGACCACAAGGCAACCCCCUUCCUACCCGCAUCGGUCUCGAGAUAGAGGUCCAGGAAUCAAGCACAAUAGCUGACCGCUUAUUCUUGGUCAUCUUUCGCCUCGAUUGCGAGCGGUCUCCUAUUCACUGCUCGUGGCUCUAUUUCGGCGCCAUCAUCAGCGUGGAAAUCAACGAGACACAGGGUUGA
Messenger RNA from Parastagonospora nodorum SN15, 429 nucleotides. RefSeq lists its product as hypothetical. The transcript is spliced from 2 exons. The record is from RefSeq and is a predicted model, not a curated record. The coding region runs from base 1 to 429 and encodes 142 amino acids. NCBI's taxonomy places the organism in Eukaryota, Fungi, Ascomycota, Dothideomycetes, Pleosporales, Phaeosphaeriaceae.